GAUUAAUUGUUGAAUUAUGCGUUUUUGCAUCUUUAGCUCAGUUUUUAUGGUGAUCCUUACCAUUUUUGGUUCAGUCCGAACGGAUCUUACCUAUCGCGGCAAUGCAGUCCAUCCAGACUAUCCGGGACAGUGCUACUAUGAGGAACUGAACCAGGCCAUACCCAAGAAACAAUCCUACAAGCCCAUCAAUCGCGAAGGAUAUUGCCAAUCGAUCUACUGUCGUCCGGACUAUGUUCUUGAGAUUGGCUAUUGUGGUCGCCACAAUCUCGUGCCCACGGAAAAAUGCAAAAUCGCCUCGGACAUGAGACGCACCUUCCCCGGCUGCUGCCCCAAGCUGGUCUGCCAGGAGUCGGAGAGCAACUACAUCUAGGCUGGAUCUGGAUGUCAUAAUUACCAUCUUAGUAUUAGCUACUAUGUUUUCUUAUUCAAUUAAGUUUUUU
Messenger RNA from Drosophila bipectinata, 440 nucleotides. RefSeq lists its product as uncharacterized. The record is from RefSeq and is a predicted model, not a curated record. NCBI's taxonomy places the organism in Eukaryota, Metazoa, Arthropoda, Insecta, Diptera, Drosophilidae.